This is a messenger RNA of Asparagus officinalis (garden asparagus), 977 nucleotides long. Its product is annotated as phosducin-like protein 3. Gene Ontology annotation, cellular component: cytoplasm. Bases 30 to 788 code for a protein of 252 amino acids. Lineage: Eukaryota; Viridiplantae; Streptophyta; Magnoliopsida; Asparagales; Asparagaceae. The transcript is spliced from 4 exons. Gene Ontology annotation, biological process: protein folding. The record is from RefSeq and is a predicted model, not a curated record.
GCUAGAGAUGGAGAGAGGGAGAGAGAGCCAUGGGGGACUACCAUUUCGUGUACAAGGACGUCGAAGGCGCGAGCACUCAAUGGGAUGACAUCCAGCGAAAGCUUGGUAAUCUCCCGCCAAAACCCGCCUCUUUCAAGCCUCCACCCUUCACUCCCUCCGACGAUCCCGACCUCCGCCCCAAAUCCAAAUCCUGGAUCGACGAUCGCACCGCCGACGAGCUCGAGGACCUCGAGGACGAUCCCGAUCUCGACGACGACCGGUUCCUUGAAGAGUACAGGAAGAAAAGAUUGGCGGAGAUGAGGGAGGCGGCUAGCGUUGCGAGGUUCGAAUCGGUGGUGCCGAUCUCGGGGUCGGAUUUCGUCAGGGAGGUUUCGCAGGCGUCUCGGGAUGUUUGGGUUGUCGUGUUUCUGUAUAAAGAAGGUAUACCAGAAUGCGAGUUACUUUUGCAAUGCUUGGAGGAUCUUGCAAAAAGAUACCCGGCGACUAAAUUUGUAAAGAUAAUCUCCACAGAUUGCAUCCCGAACUAUCCAGAUCGUAAUCUCCCUACCAUUUUAGUGUACAAUAACAGUGCUGUGAAAGCGACUUACGUAGGGUUGCAUCACUUUGGUUCUCGAAAAUGUACACCUGAAUCUGUUGCUUUAGCUCUUUGCCAGUCAGAUCCAGUGCUAAACGAUGGCCGGAGUGGUGAUUCAUCAAAGUAUGAAGUCAUAGAGGGAGUCCGGAAGAGGUUCAUCGAGAAAGUUGUAAGACAACAUGAAGAUGGCGAGGAUGAAUACUCAAGUGAUUAGGACCAUCAAUAACACUUUCUUUUGUUUAUUUCUCGUUAGUGUGUAAGCUUUGUGAUUAGCGUGUCUUGCGCGCUUUGGAGCUGGCUGUUUGUGUAAGUUAUGGAUACGACCUGUGCAAUUUGUUUCGUGGUUGGUUGUUCCACCAAAAGAUGGUUUCUUUCACGUCGAUGUUGAAUUUCUCUAUGUGCA